UUUAAAACUAAAUGUGACCUCACAAAUAAUGAUUAAAAUGAUUAUAUAAUUAUUAAUGUUUAAAAAUUUAAAGAAAAAAUUGGAAGAAUCUGGUGAAUUAAUUCCUAAUCAACCUCAACUUAUCGAACCACUUGAUAAUAUAGAAAUAUCACAACUUAUUAGCAAGGAACAAAGGAAAAGUGACGUUCUCACCAAUAAUCGUCCCUCGAGAAGCAAUAAUGCAAUUUCUACUAUUCCCCUUAACUCAAAAAUCGAGAACAACACAUUUCAAUCUAACGUCCCCAGGCCUACACGAAAUGAUUGCCAAUUAUCGCCCACCCUUGCUUCCUCUUCUCCUAUGGUGGAUGUCGAUUUAAGUUUUUCGCCGAUUAGCAACAAAGCAAAAAUCACUUCACCAAGAUUUAUGCCCCAAUCGGAUAUUGAAAGCGAGGGUGGAAGCGAGAUGGGAGAAGAGAUGGCUGUUCAAGAUUUUGCCAAUAUAGACGUAUUUUCCAAGGAGCAGCUGUUUUACAAGGUCAAGAGGGUAUUGACGCAAUUGACAAAAUAUAGGGGCAGAUAUUCCGAGGUAACACACGCGUACAAGGUUCUGGAAAAAGAGCGCGAAAAAAUGCAAAAUGCUCUCCUGCAAUUCCAAGAUAAAUCUCUCAGGAAAAUUCACGAGAUGAAGGAAACGUGCCAAUUAACCCAACAAGCCAAAGCCCACAUGGAGUACUCCUACCGGCUCCUGUUGGAAGAGAAGGAGGAACAAAUAAAUGUUCUCAAAACUCAAGUGCAAUAUUUUAAAGAAAACAAAUAUAAUGGAACCGAUGAAAUUUCGCCUCAUCAGGAAUCAUCAAUAGUCAUAUCUUCUCAAAAUCAUUCUGACCAAACAACCGAAAUGACGGAUAUAGAAAAUACCGGAAAACCCAGCGAGCCAUUUUCGCAUUAUUUAUUAGAUUCCGAACAAUUACCUACCAGAUCAGCUGAUUUUCAAACCUAUAAAGAAACUUUCUCAGUUGGAUUUUUGACAGAAGAAAUCGAGAAAUCGCCCGUUAGCGGAGGCGACGAGAAAGAACUUAGAGAAGCUCUCGAAAUGGCUUUAGAUAGGCUGAGAGAUACACAUAAACGUUUGCAAGAGACCGAAAAAAAAUUGGGGGAACGAGACGGUAAAACAUUGACUCAUAUUCAAGGUGGUGCACUAUCCCUUACAGAUGAUUCAGUAAUAAAGGAUAGAACAUCUCUAAGAGUAAUAGAGCUAGAAUCGGAAUGCUCCGAACUAAGGGAAAGUUUACAGUAUUUGGAACACGAAUUCGUGAUUAAGGUAAAUGAAGCCCAGGAAUUAGAGGAAAAUUUGGGAAUACCUCAAGAUAACGAAAAUGAUGACCAGAAAAAUGAAACGAAUAAUACUCAGGACAAUUGGAAUUGGUCCGCACCAAACAUCGAAAAUAUUAGUAUUAAUGACCGGGAACGAGGAAAGAUAGACUUAAAAAACAAAUUAGAAAUAACGGAAGGAAAAUUGGCUAAGAUCAAGCACGAUAAAUCUCUCAUGGAGCAAGAGUUCGAGGAAAGGUUUAGAGCCUCUGAGAUCAGGUAUUUGGAAUGCGCUAAGGUUUCUCAAGACGAUAUAACAGCCAGAGAAGCCGUUAAUUUUUUCCUGUCGUCCGAGAUGAACAAGAUUAGAAGCGAGCUUGAAGAUGUCCUUAGAAGUAAAUGUCAGUUGGAAGAUCAAAUUUCUCUAUUGAAAUCGGAGAUAGAACCAACAAAGGCAAAUUUACAUAAACACGAAAAGAUAGUAGCGGAAUUUCAAGCGAACCAUAUAAACUAUAAAACAAUGGCUGAUGAUUAUGCCAAUAUUCAGAAAGAUUUGGAACGUUUGAGGAACGAAUUAGACGAAAAAUAUCGAGAAUUGGAGAUAAUUAAAACUGAACGCUCCAGAGACAACGAUAAAAUUAAAGCACUAGAAAGUAAGCACUUGAGCUCUGCAUCAGAUAAGGAUUUUCUCAUCAAAAACCUAUCAAAUGAGCUAGCAAGCCUUAAAUCGGUGCUGGAAGAAGAUGGGAGGCUUAAAUCUGAAGCAGAACUUACCAUUUACCAACUGAAAUUGGAAUUGCUCAGGGCGAACACUGUAUUGAAAGAAAACUCAGCAUCAGAUAAGGAUUCCCUCAUCAAAGACCUAUCGAAUGAGCUAUUAAGCCUCAAAUCGUCACUGGAAGAAAAUGUGAAGCUUAAAUCCGUCGCAGAAGAAACCAUGUCCCAAUUAGAAUUGCUUAGGGCGAACACUGAAUCGAGAGAAAACUUACCGUCAGGUAAGGAUUCUCUCAUCAAAGACCUAUCGAAUGAGCUAUCAAACCUCAAAUCGGCGCUAGAAGAAAAUUUGAAGCUUAAAUCCGUCACAGAACAAGCCAUGUCCCAAUUGAAUUUGGAAUUGCUUAGGACGAACACUGAAUUGUUAGAAAACACAGCGUUAAUCCAGGAAAUGAAAGUUAGGGUCGAAGAGUAUGAUUCGCUUCAAAUAAUGUUCGAUGACCUUUCUUUGCAAUAUAGAGAAAAGUGCGAGGAAUUGUCGUCCAUCAAAUAUCAGGUCAAUCAAGACCAUGAAAAGUUCGAAACCCUAGACCGUAAAUACCAGGAACAUGUUUUAGAAUCUCAAAACGCAAUGGCUGCCAAGGAGGCUCACGUACAAAGUCUAACCUUGAAAUCGGAAGAACUCGAAAUAUCAUUAGAGCACGCCAUCAUGGAGACUAAGUGUUUGGCGCUCAAAGAAGACAUGAUAAAGGCAUUAAAAGAAGAUCUGUUAUUUAACGAAACUCUGGCAGAUGAAGCUCGAUAUGAAUUAGAGGAUUUGCGUUUUAAAUAUCACGAAAAGUGCCGAGAAAUAGAAAAUCUUACCAUUGAAUCGAUUAGGUUUAAAGAUGACGAAGUUGCCUCAGUCAGGGAUUCGAUUCUGGAUCAAAAAUAUCAAGAAACUCAAACUGAUCUCGAAAUAUUUCCCGAUUUCACCGCUUCAAUCGAAGAAACGGAAGUUGAUAGCCCAAUAAACGAACGAAAAGAAAAACAUUUCCUGACGAAAAUUGCCGAACUCGAAAUGGAACUCGGUCUGAAAGAAAGCUUCUCGAACGAAGUAGAAAGCAAGUUGGUAGAAUUCAGGAGACAGUUAGGGGAUCGACAAUUAGCGCUAGCGCAUUCCUUAGUCCAUUGUUUCGAUGAUAAAGCUAACUUUGAAAAGUCCCCUACUUUGUCACCUAUGCAUGAAGAAGUUCAAACACCUAUAGAUCAAAUGUAUUCUAUUUUACACGACUCAGAUCUAAAAAUGAAACACACUAUUGAUUUAUACGAUCAGAAAUUAGAAGAACGCGAAAAAGAAAUUGCUGUCCUAAAAAACCGCAUGAGACACAAAGCCGAACAAUUAAGGAAUCUGGAAAAAAAACUCGUAUUUUACCUCGAACAAACCUUUAAAACAGCCGUAAGCCAAUUUGGUUCCUCACUUUUAGCCUCUCUAAGUCAGAGGGGUCUACUCCCAGAGACGAAAGCUGAAAAAAAUAUCAUCGAUCACGAUAUCUGGCCAGUUGAUAUUGAGAAAUAUUUAUGGAGUGGUCCUAUAACUCACAUUCUAAACGAAACUUUAACGGAUGAAUUUUUUGAUCAUCUAACAUCCUUGCACCCUAUAUCUAAACGAAACAAUAGCUCAAUUCAAUCCACAAAUCUUAAAAAAGCAUCUCAAGAUAUGGAUGAGAUUGGUUUAGAUUUCAACGAUAACAGCCGUAUAUGGAGUCAAGAUACCAUGGCUGUUGGAUAUAGAGACAUUCCCCCUACUGAAGCUAUAGACCAAGAAAAUAUUCUGAAGGAUUAUUCCUCUGCUGUAUCCUUCACCUUAUCCCAAUAUAAUGAUUUCCCCUUAAAUAGUACAAUGAUUAGAGACAACAAGCGUUCAUCGUCCGUCGCCUCCUCGACAUUUAAUUCGUCAAGUUGUUGCUACGGACCUCCGCCACUUUUCCCCGAAACUUCCGAACUCGAAUAUUUGCGAAAAAUUAUCUACGAAUACAUUAUGGGACAUGAGCCUCUGACAAUGUUAAAAGUAAUAUCGGCGAUAUUGAAGUUUCCAGAUGACAAACGACUCAAAAUUAUCGAAAAAGAGAAAUCAAAAAAUUCCAGCUACAAUCGAUGGUAUUGAAAAAAAUUCAAGGCUCCUCAAAUCAAUUUUUAUAGUGAAGGAAAAGUAUAAAGCCAAUUUUGUUAGUCAAUUUUUUAAAUAUUUAUAUCAAUUAUUGAAACGAAUUUUAUA
Gordionus sp. m RMFG-2023 is the source of this 4261-nucleotide messenger RNA. Its product is annotated as golgin subfamily A member 4-like. Gene Ontology annotation, molecular function: small GTPase binding. The transcript has 26 exons. NCBI's taxonomy places the organism in Eukaryota, Metazoa, Nematomorpha, Gordioida, Chordodea, Parachordodidae. Gene Ontology annotation, cellular component: Golgi apparatus. The record is from RefSeq and is a predicted model, not a curated record. Bases 56 to 4150 code for a protein of 1364 amino acids. Gene Ontology annotation, biological process: Golgi vesicle transport.